Mastomys coucha (southern multimammate mouse) is the source of this 6524-nucleotide messenger RNA. It is a transcript of the gene Adam19, whose product is annotated as ADAM metallopeptidase domain 19. The record is from RefSeq and is a predicted model, not a curated record. NCBI's taxonomy places the organism in Eukaryota, Metazoa, Chordata, Mammalia, Rodentia, Muridae. Gene Ontology annotation, biological process: membrane protein ectodomain proteolysis. The transcript is spliced from 23 exons. Gene Ontology annotation, molecular function: metalloendopeptidase activity. The coding region runs from base 161 to 2959 and encodes 932 amino acids.
UUUCCAGGCUGAGCCCUGAGGGGCUGGGGGCGGAGCGUCUGGCUGUGAGCUGGGUGGCUUUUAGGCCGGCGUUUGCUUGAAAACCGCCGCCGCCGCUAGGCCGGGGGCAGGCAAUGGCAGGGGAUGUGUAAUUGCGGACAGUGAGAGGGCCAUUGCUAUCAUGCCCGGGCGCGCGGGCGUCGCCCGGUUCUGCUUGCUGGCUCUCGCUCUGCAGCUACACUGGCCGCUGGCGGCGUGCGAGCCGGGAUGGACCACAAGAGAAAGCAAAGAAGGUAGCCCUCCGCUACAGCAUGAACUCAUAAUACCUCAGUGGCGGACUUCAGAAAGCCCUGGGAGAGGAAAGCAUCCACUCACAGCAGAGCUCAGGGUCAUGGCUGAAGGGCGAGAGCUGAUCCUGGACCUGGAGAAGAACGAGUACCUUUUUGCUCCAGCCUACACAGAAACCUGCUACACCACAAGCGGCAAUCCUCAGACCAGCACGUUGAAAUCUGAGGAUCAUUGCUUUUACCAUGGAACUGUGAGGGAGGUGGUCGAGUCCAGCGUCACACUCAGCACCUGCCGGGGAAUUAGAGGACUGAUUAUAGUGAGAAGUAACCUCAGCUACAUCAUCGAGCCUGUCCCUAACAGCGACAGCCAACACCGUAUUUACAGAUCCGAACAUCUCAAGCUGCCUCCGGGGAACUGUGGGUUUGAGCACUCCAGGCCCACCUCGAAGGACUGGGCCCUUCAGUUUACACAUCAGACCAAAAAGCAACCUCGCAGAAUGAAACGGGAAGAUUUACGCUCUAUGAAGUACGUGGAGCUCUACCUGGUGGCUGAUUACGCAGAGUUUCAGAAGAAUCGGCGUGACCAGGAUGCCACCAAAUACAAGCUCAUGGAGAUUGCCAACUAUGUUGAUAAGUUUUACCGGUCCCUGAACAUCCGGAUUGCUCUCGUCGGCUUGGAGGUGUGGACGCAUGGGGAUAAGUGUGAAGUUUCGGAGAAUCCGUACUCUACCCUGUGGUCCUUUCUUAGUUGGAGGCGCAAGCUGCUUGCCCAGAAGAGCCAUGACAAUGCUCAACUAAUCACGGGCAAGUCCUUCCAAGGCACCACCAUUGGCCUGGCCCCCCUCAUGGCCAUGUGCUCCAUAUACCAGUCCGGAGGAGUUAGCAUGGACCACUCGGAGAAUGCCAUUGGUGUCGCCUCCACUGUGGCCCAUGAGAUUGGCCACAACUUUGGCAUGAGCCAUGAUUCUGCACACUGCUGUUCUGCCAGUGCAGCCGACGGUGGGUGCAUCAUGGCUGCUGCCACCGGGCACCCUUUUCCCAAAGUGUUCAGUUCGUGCAACAGGAGGGAGCUGGACAGGUAUCUGCAGUCAGGAGGGGGGAUGUGUCUCUCCAACAUGCCGGAUACUAGGACGCUGUAUGGAGGCCGGAGGUGUGGCAACGGGUACCUGGAAGACGGCGAAGAAUGUGACUGUGGAGAAGAAGAAGAAUGUAGAAACCCUUGCUGCAAUGCCUCCAACUGCACUCUGAAGGAAGGGGCUGAGUGUGCCCAUGGUUCCUGCUGUCACCAGUGCAAGCUGGUGGCUCCUGGAACCCAGUGUCGGGAGCAGGUGCGGCAGUGUGACCUCCCAGAGUUCUGCACGGGCAAGUCUCCCCACUGCCCCACCAACUAUUACCAGAUGGACGGCACCCCCUGCGAGGGUGGCCAGGCCUACUGCUACAACGGCAUGUGCCUCACUUACCAGGAACAGUGCCAACAGCUGUGGGGACCUGGAGCCCGGCCUGCCCUCGAUCUCUGCUUUGAGAGGGUGAAUGCUGCUGGAGACACCUAUGGAAACUGUGGCAAGGGCUUGAAUGGCAAAUACAGGAAGUGCAGCCCCAGGGAUGCCAAGUGUGGGAAGAUCCAAUGCCAGAGCACCCAGGCCAGGCCCCUGGAAUCCAAUGCAGUAUCUAUUGACACCACCAUUACCUUGAAUGGGAGGCGGAUCCACUGUCGGGGCACCCAUGUCUACCGGGGUCCUGAGGAGGAGGAAGGCGAAGGUGACAUGCUGGAUCCAGGGCUGGUGAUGACUGGGACCAAGUGUGGUCACAACCAUAUUUGCUUCGAGGGGCAAUGCAGGAACACCUCCUUCUUUGAGACGGAAGGCUGUGGGAAAAAGUGUAAUGGUCACGGGGUCUGCAACAACAACAAGAACUGUCAUUGCUUCCCUGGCUGGGCUCCACCAUUCUGUAACACCCCGGGAGAUGGUGGCAGCAUUGACAGCGGUCCUUUGCCACCUAAGAGUGUGGGUCCGGUGAUCGCAGGGGUCUUUACAGCCCUCUUUGUGUUGGCAGUCCUGGUGCUAUUAUGUCACUGCUACAGACAGAGCCACAAACUGGGCAAGCCCUCUGCUCUCCCUUUCAAGCUGCGGCAUCGGUUCAGGUGGGACAGGGUGCUGUGCCCAGCCCUGGUGGAAAGUUGUCCUUUCAGGGUGUCUCAAAAUGGUGGAACUGGCCAUGCCAACCCAACUUUCAAGUUGCAGACACCUCAGGGCAAGCGAAAGGUGACUAACACCCCUGAAACGCUCCGGAAGCCCUCCCACCCUCCUCCCAGGCCCCCUCCAGACUACCUGCGAGUUGAAUCCCCACCUGCACCAUUGCCAGCACAUCUGAACAGGGCUCCUAGGAGCUCCCCAGAAGGUGGAAUUCCAAUAGAAAGAAAAGAGUCAGCCAGGAGGCCUCCCCCAAGCCGGCCCAUGCCCCCUGCACCUAACUGCCUACCGUCCCAGGAUUUCUCCAGGCCUCGACCACCUCAGAAGGCACUCCCAGCAAAUCCUGUGCCGGGCCAAAGGACCAUUCCCAGGCCAGCAGGCGCCUCCCUGCUUCAGCCCCCUACUACAGGUCCUCAGCCUCCUAGGCCUCCAGCAGUGCCUGUUCCAAAGCUUCCUGAGUACCGAUCACAGAGGGUUGGAGGGAUAACUAGCUCCAAGAUCUAGAAGUGUCUAGAAGUUUCAUGUUUCAAUUGAAGACUCCGGAUGCCAUGGAAGGUCCAGAAGAAAGAAGCCUGCUCAGCCACCCUGAAGCUUCAGUAGCCUUCUGGAACCCCCUCAUCCCCAGAAUCUCCCUUCUUACCCUAGCGCCUCCUGCUUCCCCUGAGGCCCAGGGGGACUCAUAUCCGAGGGCUCCUAAGUGUUGUCCUGUGCAAUAUACAGCCCGGGUAGGAAAGGGAAACAUAUGGAGGAGGGUGGGGAAGAUUCUCCCUCAGCCCACUAGCCAAGAGCUACCAGCGAUGCUCAGGGAAGUCUUGAGCUGGGGUCCUCCUAUACGGAGCUUGGAGAAGGCAUCCAUCUGGGUCCUAUGCUGGCAGGUACACAUGAGAGCUUCACUAUUGACUUCCCUCUGGGAUCCCAGGCUACCCAGGCUGGGCCUUACCGUCUCUUAGCUUUUAGGGACUGAGGAAGCUACUGCUGCAUCCCUGCCCCCAGGACUUGGUCAAGGUGCCUGUUCCUGGCUCUCUGGCUGCAUGCAAUAAGCCAUGCUCCUCUCCCCUGCCACUCUUCACAUUCCCACUCCCAUAUUUACACGGGUCACUCUGACUCAGACAGGUACUAUUUGUAAGUAGCUUAGACAGCAGGGGGGGAGUGGUCAACCUGUGUCCCCUCUGAGCCACGAUGCCAAAGGUUGCUAAGGACAGUUAGAAUCCCCAGUCAUCUAUCCCCAGUGUUCCAUGUGUCACCUUCUCCUCCUUUUCCAACCUCCCUAUCCUAUGGUGCUUUGGUGGUGAACCACGCAGUCCUGACUUGCCGAUGACUAUAUGCUAGUGACCUACAAAUCAGGAUCCUGCCUCAUGGGGUAGCCACUGGACUUUCUGCACUGGAUCUCAAGAGCAUUGAGCUGAGUGGCCGUUGUGUGCGUGCGUGUGUAUAUGAGAGACAGAGACACUGUGUGUGUGCGUGUGUGUGUGCGUGUGUGUGUGUGUGUGUGUGUGUGUGUGUGUGUAUGAGAGACAGAGACAAUGAGACAGACAGGCAGGCAGGCAGGCAGACAGCUCUGCAUGCAUUUGUGCUUUAUGGCCUUAGGCAGGAUAAGGGAUCUCCUCCUUAUUUCUGACCUAUAUGUAAGUAAGGUUCUCCAGGACAGCCACAGUUAUACUGAGGGGGACUAACAUGUUUGGAAUCCUGGCUAUUAGUAUUGCAUACACAGGGGCACCAGCCCCUCCCUAGUGGUCAGCUCUGAGGUGGGACUGUUGACUCUGUGAACAGAUCGCUGUCAGCAGCCAUGGUGAACCAGAUCUGGGCAGGGUUCCCCAAACUCUCCUCAUCCAGGGUUUUAUCAUGCACCUGCAUCCUCUCCUGGUUACUGCCUCUAGGUGAUCAUCAUGGCAAAUGCUGAGAAGGUGGGAACGGGACUUGGGUGGACCUCCUCUUGCUUGGUGCUCCGCGACUUAGAACAGUUGUUACACAUUUGCUGGGCCUGGCCUCUGAGAGGCCAUCUUCCACCCCCAGAAAGGUGCUAAUAGCACUCCAGAGGAUUCUCUAGGGGCCUUCCCACCACCCACAGCAAGCAGUUGUUAGCUCUUGGAACCCUCUAGAGGAAAAGGCAAGCUUUUGACUCCCCAUUUACCACCUCGAGGCCUCCUUAUAUCUCUUCACAGAGUCAGAAGGUCUUGGGACUGUAGACAAGUGGAAAAUAUGGCAUACAUGGCCUGGGGUUUAAAGGUCUCAGGAAAACAUCUUUCUCCUUUUCAGGGUGACUACGCUUUUCACAUUCUUAAGUGGGAUCCAAAAGCUUACUUAGGCCUUGGUCCGUCUCCUAUAUCAGUUUCUCAUUUGUGCGCUUUACCAAGUACCCAAUGACUACAGGUCAUCCUGACUCUCACCACAAAGUUAGAAACCCUCUCCGCUUUCUGUCCCUUGAACCAUAUCAGAAAAAGACCCAUUUCCUUGCUUUUUGGCAUCACUUCCAUUUUUUUCCUUUUUCAUUACUUCGAUACCACCUCCAUCCCAUAACAUUAUACUGUGACGUGUAAGAGGACAGGAUAUUUUUUAACUUGGUAGAAAAGUCGGCAGCUACUCUAGGUACACCUUCAUUCUAGGCUUUGUUUCCAAAGGCCAGCGAGGCUGUCACAGGUAGGAAUCCCUUCCCGUCUGCAUUGUGAAGGGUCCCAUACAGGUGUAUCUAGACUUCAAGGAUAGGGUUUGUCCCAAAGGAUUGUCACUUAGGAGAUGAAAGAAUAUUACCACAUGGGGAGUCGGGGGAGGUUGUAACAGAAUACUUUGGUCUACCUACACCAAGUCUAUGAGGGCAUCCGAGACUGAAAAGCCCUUUUCUUAUGCAUAGAAUGUGAGCAAGGCUAGAAAUAACUGUUCAAGGCAUCUCUGUUCCCGGCCAUUGAAGAGGGAUAUCAGAAGAUGUUGAAAUAGAUCAAAGCCAAGGCUCUGGUGGGCUAAGGGAAGGUUUGUAGCUGGAUUUAGUGGUGUACAUCAUUAGUCCUAACAGAGGCAGGUGAAUCUCUUGAAUUUGAAGUUAGCCUGGUCUAAAAAGGAAAUUCCAAGACAGCCAGGGAGACACAGAGGAAAAAAAAAACCUCUACAAAAACAAAAAUUAAGACAGGACCUCAUGUAUCCUAGAUUGGCUUUUAACUCACUUUAAAAACCAAAACCAAAACAAAGGAUGACCUCUGAACUCCUGAGUGCUCAGACUGCAGGCAUGUGCUACCAUGCUUUAUGUGGUCCUGAGUUCAAACACAGACCUUUAUAUGUGUAUAGGCAAACACCCUACAGCUGAGCUACAUCCGCCAGCCUAGGCUGUAAAUGUUUUUAGAAGCUAGAUAAGCUGCCUGCCAACCUUAGAACUGCAAAGCCAUGCCUGACCUGUAAACCUCAGCUCCCCAUCUCUAUAAGAGACAUAGCCUGGGCUAACCCCCUUCCAAGCUGCAACUCCCUGCUUGCUUUCUGUUCCUUCUAGUCUUGGUGACUUCCACUAGUAAGAAAAACCCCUUUCUACCCCUGCUCCAAGCAGCUGUAGACAGGAGGGUCCUAGUGCUCUCUGCAAGGCAGCCGUCCCACCCUGCAGCAGUCCUUCAGCGUCUCCCCUGGGCUCGGUUCAUUUGCUUACUUGACAAAGUGGGGGUGAGACUUGUAUUCUUAAAAUUGAAGGCUAGUCGUUUUGUCAGAUGUGUGUAAUGACAGACCCAGAGGACUCCACACACAGGCCAGGGAACACCAACUGGAAAGGUACCCCAUCCCUAGGGCAGCUUGCUAGGGAGAGGUUCUGUAGAAUCCGAGCCCAGUACCCCAGAGUCAUGUAUCCAGUGUCCUCUUGUAUGGCUGCGUGUACGUCUAUGUCUGGGAUCCAGGGCAAAUGUGAAUUUUCUUUUGAUUUGGGAGAUUGUUCACAGGAAAUAGUCCUCUCCUCUCAUGUCCUCCUAUUGAUUGUUUACAAUAUUUGUACAUCUAUGCAAAAUACUUGAAUGGGCCAUGGUGCCUUGUUUUGUUUUGUUUUUGUUUUGUUUUGUUUUUCCUUGUUUGUAUUUAAUUAAAACAAAUUGUCACUAGGAAA